GCCCAACUCAUCUGGGCUUACGACAUCGACUCUCUGUUUUUAGGUAUACAUAACAAUGCCACUCUGGUAGAGCCGGAUGUUAUUGCUAUACCAGCUUUCGGAAUGCUUUGAUACCCUGCAAGAUUACGAGCUCACAUAUCUGUUCCCGGGUGUUUGGUGGCUGAUCUGCAAGCUCCAGGUGGCCUGCCCGCCUUGUUUCGGCAUCGUUGGGCAACUCCGCUGAACACAUGCCAGACUGGCCUUAACACUCCCUCAGUCAAUGACUGUGGUACGGUACGAACGUGCGCCUCGGAGUUAGCUGUGACGCCGGUUCGCGGAGCAAUCCGUCAUGUCGACAAACACUCAGCCCACGAAGCAAUCAAGAUGGGGUGGUUUCCUCCAGCAGGCAAUUGCAGGAGUCGAAUCUAGGCUGGACACGAUCCUGGCUGACCAGGACGAGGAAGAUAUGGCUAAGGAUGCUGAUAAGGGCAGCAAACAGCCUGGACAGCCAUCGCUGCAGGGUGGAAUGUCAUUUGCGAAACCUGUCUCGCCUGCACCUUCUAGGAGCUCAUCUAGAGCGAAAGCGAACGACCGUCUUCAAGAGCGCCUGGCACGGGCAAUGGCUAAACGAGAAGGCGCCACUGGGAGCCCUGUAUCCCCGACAGAAACCCCCUCGCGCGCAACAAGCCCGCUUUCUGGCCUUGAUGGUGUUGCUGCGGGGGGAGACACUAGUACUACGAAAUCUGAUAGUGCGUCAAUAUCGUCAUCUGUGCCUCGAUCAAGUCAAGAUAUCCACCUAUCGCCGCGAACUUCAAAAGAUAUUACCUUGGAUAUGGACGCGAAGCCUAAUGGCCAUAUUAUCCAAGAUGACCAAAGAGAAACCAGGCUCCCAGAAGAUGGGGCUAUCGACUCAGGGGCCCCUGAAGGAUCCAUCCCUAGAAUAGGCGUGACAGAACCAACCGUAGCCUCCGCAGAUGGCCAUGAAGAGGCAAUGACGCAAAUGAGGACAGAACAUGAAGCAUCAGAACUCCGAUGGCAAGAAGAACUACAUGCAUAUGUCGAGAGGAUAGAUGCUUUACAAUCAAAAUUAAAGUAUCUAGCACAGGAAGCUGCGGAGUCCGCUAAACUAGCUGCAGCGUCCGCGGAAGCUGGGAGUCUCGAGAAAAAGCUUCUUGAAAAGGAGGAGCAGAUUGCAAACUUAAUGGAGGAAGGCCAAAGACUUUCAAAAACCGAACUAGACCACCGGGCAACUAUCAAGAAAUUACGACAAAUUAUUGCAGAAAAUGCGAAGUCGCAAUCUGAGACUAAGAAGAGGCUUGAGAAAGUCGAGAAGGACCUAGAAAUUUCAGAGGAUCGAGCGAAUCGAGCGGAAAUCGCAGAGCGCAAGGCCGUAGAAAGACUUAAUGCCAAAUCCAAGGUCGAAAAACAACUUGAAACAGUGACUGCAGAACGUAACGCAUCCAACGCGACUGUAGCGGAACUUAAGACUCAACUAGCAAAAGCUAUAUCUAAGGCUGAAGCAGCCGAGCGGAAAGCCCAAAUUGAGUCUACAGAGGCUGAAAAACGUCGGGUGACUGAACUUAUGGAUGACCUCUCCAGCGCUAAGAUAGAACGAGAGAUUAGCGAGGGAAAGCUUCGAAGGGAGAUUAGAGACCUAAAAGAAGGCAUUGAGAGGGAGAAAGAACGCUCCCGAACCCUCGAAAUUGAACUUCGCGGCGAGCAGUCGGUACUCGAAAGUAAGAUGGAAAGCCUACGGUCCCGUGCGGAGGAAGUGUCGUCCAGCGCAACCGGCGAAUCGCAUGCAAAACUCCUCCGCCAGAUUGAAACAUUGCAAACCCAGUACGCUGUUGCCAGCGAGAACUGGCAUGGAAUUGAAGGAUCGUUGCUCGCACGCCUGACUACCGUCGAAAAAGAGCGGGAUGAAUUAGAACGGAGAGAAGGGGACUUGCGGAGGAAAGUCCGUGAAGCGAGCUUCAAAGCCAAGAAAACCGAAGGCGAACUGGAAAAUUCCCGAGAAGUCAUUCAGGAAACAGAGAGGAACCUUGAAGCAUCAAAGCAGGAAAUUCAAAACCUAACCCGCAAACUCGCGAAAACAGAGAAUGACUUCCUCAUUGCCAAACAGGACCUCGCCAAACAAAAGGAGGCCGCCGAAUUAACAUUAUCACAACGACUUGAAGAGGAAAGGGCGAGAUGGCAAGAACUCGCCAGGCCACCGUCAUCCUCUUUACUCCAAGAACCCCGAACCGGAUCACCGGUCGCCUUCAACCGUAAACCAAUGGUCGGCCUCGAUCCCACUGGCCCCAUGUCUGACCGGGCACCGAGCCAUAGAUCCUCCUCAAUACUCCUAGCCGCCCUCCCCGAACGGUCCACACCACACCGUCAAAGUUCCCUCUCCUCCCUCAACUCUAACCCGCAACAACAACCACCCCGUCUCCCCUCCUCGUCCCCUCAUGAACUUUCAAUUCCACCAGUCGAUCUCACGCAAUCCCAAACCUACGACCCUGAAGAAUAUUUCAACGGCAUGGGUAGCCCAGCCACUCCAUCCGCCCAAGGGACCCACGCCCACUCCCGCGGCGUCAACGAUAUCAUCUCCGUCUCCACUAUCGCGGCAGGGCCCUCCGUGCAGCUCGUCGAGCGCAUGAGCACCUCCAUACGCCGCUUAGAAAGUGAACGGGCUGCGUUCAAGGACGAGAUCGCCCGUCUAACUGCGCAGCGCGAUGAAGCACGGCAGGAAGUUGUGGAACUGAUGCGUGAGGUAGAGGAGAAGAGAAAAGGGGACCAGCGGAUACAGGAGCUAGAAACGACUGUUGAGCAGCUCGAUCAGCGAUAUCAGACUACAUUGGAGAUGCUGGGAGAGAAGAGUGAGCUGGUAGAGGAGCUGAGGGCGGAUAUUGCUGAUUUGAAGAAUAUUUAUCGGGAGUUGGUGGAUAGUACGAUGAAAUGAUGGGAAGGGACAGAGGGGAAUAAUAGAGCAGUUGUUGUAGGGAGGAUGCGAUGUGGUGCGGUGGGAAUUUGGCGCCUUGUAUACUUCCUAUGGCUUGAUGUCUAUGUAUAUAGAAGGGCGUAUUAACUGACAGGCCUGGUGGCCUGAUUUGUUGGUUGAAUUUUGCGGUUGUGUAGAUAUAUGUCGAUCAUCCAUGUAGAGACUCUUCAUGUGGUUUAAAUAUGAAAUUAUUAAUCAUACAUUAAAUGCAUACAUCAUAGCAUCAGGGUCAUCGUAAUUUAGAAUAUAGAUAGGGACGCAGCGUUCUAUAGAAGUUGAGGCUUUGCGAGCAGUAUCAAGGGAAUAACUCAAUACCUUCCCGCUCUGCAGAUUCGAAUAUAUAUUUCCGCACCUAGGGUAAUAAUAAAAACAAGGAAGAGUAUCAUGUUCAG
This is a messenger RNA of Blastomyces gilchristii SLH14081, 3354 nucleotides long. Its product is annotated as M protein repeat protein. Bases 329 to 2923 code for a protein of 864 amino acids. The record is from RefSeq and is a predicted model, not a curated record. Lineage: Eukaryota; Fungi; Ascomycota; Eurotiomycetes; Onygenales; Ajellomycetaceae. Gene Ontology annotation, cellular component: endoplasmic reticulum; Golgi apparatus. The transcript has 3 exons.